Messenger RNA from Apodemus sylvaticus (European woodmouse), 938 nucleotides. RefSeq names its product COMM domain containing 6 (gene Commd6). Gene Ontology annotation, molecular function: NF-kappaB binding. The transcript has 4 exons. The coding region runs from base 493 to 669 and encodes 58 amino acids. NCBI's taxonomy places the organism in Eukaryota, Metazoa, Chordata, Mammalia, Rodentia, Muridae. The record is from RefSeq and is a predicted model, not a curated record.
CUGGAUGUCACGAGUCCUCCACCAGGUUUCCUGCACGUCUGUGGCCUUUCUCCCCACAGAACUUUCCCCUCAUCAGUAUCUCCUAAAACUGAUGUUUAAUUGAGGUAAAAUCAGAGUUACAUAGAAAUCAAUUUUCCUCUACCCAGCGUGAGUGGGCGGGGCCUCUAUCCGGAAGCGGAAGUGCUGGCCGAUGCCUGCGAUUUCCACUGUAGCCAUGGAGGAGUCUCAGUUCAGGGAGCCCGUGCUGGACGCCAAGUCGGAGGUCACCGGCCAGGUGAGUGGCCGCCCCGCAGUGGCCGCCGCCGGGGGCGCGCGGUCCCCGCCCCUGCUCGCCGACCCUUCCCGGGGCUGGGCUUCCCAAUUGCACCCGAGGGGACAGCCGCUGUGACUGUCAUUUACACUGCCCUGCCCCUAGAGUGCAGCCCGAGCGUUGUUCCACUUUUAUUAGGCAACCUUUAUUCCAAGCUUAUAGAUUUCCAGUGGAAACUGGGAAUGGCUGUGAGUUCGGACAGCUGCAGAUCGCUCAAGUAUCCUUAUGUGGCAGUGAUGCUAAAGGUGGCGGAUCCUUCUGGCCAAGUAAACAGCAAGUCCAUCGAAAUGACAAUCCCACAAUUUCAGAAUUUCUACAGACAGUUCAAGGAAAUUGCUGCUGUUAUUGAGACUGUGUGAGAACUGAUUCGUGAUUCUAAAGUCAUGGACUCUCCCUUCCAAAAGAGAACUGUAUAUGGAUCACAAGAUAUUUAUACAGUGAAAAUUGUGCUUCUGGGGUUGGAGAGAUGGCCUGGAGGUUAAGAGCACUGGCUGCUUUUCCAGAGGACUAAGGUUCAAUUCCUAGCACCCACAUGGAAGAUCACAACUGUCUGUAACUCCAGUUCCAGGGGACCCAACACAUGCAAGCAAAUUCGGAUGCAUUUAGAAUAAAAAUAAUUAAAAAAUAA